AUGUCUCGCGUCUUUUUUGCGAAAAGUAAUGCUGAAAGACAACGAGCAAAGCGUGCUCUACAACGUGAAAAAAACCUUGCUGCCGCGAUUAAAAGUAGUGAUGAUGAUGAUACGUCUGUCAAUAAAAUGGACGUCCCCCUGGCGUAUCCAUUAUCAAUGGAUGAUCAAUUGUCAUCACAUGACCUAUUUCAAAAAGACGAUUUAGCUUCACAACAACAAAACAACAUUACUUUUGCUGAAUCCACAAGCAACGACGACGACGACGAUGCUGAUCUUGAUGAAUUAAUACGUGCAAGCGACGUGAAUUAUGAACGUAAAGUUUAUACUGAUAGUUUCCUAUCAAUUCAUAAUGCUUGUGAAAUAAUCAUUAAAUUAGCUCGUAGAUUAAACUUAGACAAGAAUAAAACUCGUAUAUUAUUACAAGGCAUCCGUUCUUUACUUCCACAAAAUAAUAAACUACCGAGAACAAUAGUAGGCCUUAUGAAAAUUCUUGGUAUGAAUAUUUCGAAAAAGGUCGUCUAUUAUUGUGCCGAAUGUCUUACCUGUUUAAAAACACCUCAACAAAUGCCUUGUUCACAUAAUUGUGCUUUGAACAAUAAUUAUCGUCCCUUCUCGAAGGUAAGUGAAUUGACAAUUAAUAAUAUUAAAGAUGAAAUUCGUUGCACCAUCGAAAAGUAUGGUAAUGUAAUUAUUGAUUAUCCAAAUCGAUCAAAAUUAUCAUUACCAUGUGAUGUACCGAAUGCCGAUGUAUAUCAAAAUUUAUCUUCAACAACAUCGAUCAAAAAUGGCCAAAAACAAAUUACCGUCAUGCUUCACACUGAUGGAGCACCUGUUACUAAAAUGGGUGGUAAAUCCUUAUGGCCAAUUCAAGCUACGAUAUGUGAGAUUCCACCACCACUUAGAGAUCACAAACAGGCUACUAUGAUUUUCGGCGCAUGGCUUGGAAGUCAUCAUCCUGAUCGAAACCUUCUUUGGGGAAAUAUUAUCAAACAACUUAAAGAAUUAUUUACAGAAGAAAAUAAAGUUGCCAUCAACAAACAGCAGUUUAAAUUUAUUGUACGAGUUCAAUUAGUAACCUUCGAUCUUCCAGCACUUGCAUUAAAUUGUAACAUUAUACAAUUUAAUGGUUAUAAUGCAUGUCCGUAUUGCAAAAUAACUGGUAAAGCUAUUGAAAAACAAGUGUUUUAUCCUCAUUCACCUGAUCAAUAUCCACCUAAAACAAUAGAUGAUUAUCGACGAUACGGAGCAUCGAAUUCUUUAAAUAUUACUACUAUUGGCAUUAAAGGUCCAACGCCCUUAACAGACAUAUUAUUAUUUCCAGUUCAAAUUAGUAUUGACUAUAUGCAUUUGAUAUGCAGCGGGCAUGUGAAAACUUUAAUUGGUUACUGGCACAAGAUGUUGUUGCCUCGUGUGUUCAUGGAAGCGUCAGAUUAUUUAAUAUCAAUUGUACUGCCACAUUGUUUUAAUUAUCAAUUUAUGUCAUUGAUGGAUUAUAACCACUGGAAGACCAAACUCUUCAGAGAUUUUCUUUUAUUCAUAUCACCUGUGUUUUGUAUUUUGUUUUUACCUGAUAAAUAUGCAUUACAUUUUUUGUAUUAUUUUAUAUAUAUUCGUACACUUUAUCAUUACGAAACGGUAUCGGAAUUGAACGACAUUGAUUUGUUAUUCGAGGAAUAUUUGAAAAAUUUAUCAUUAUUAUAUGGUCCCAAAUCCGAAUUAUUUACUAUUCACUUACAUUCUCAUUUAAAAACACAAGUAAUUCGUCAUGGUGCUUUGUCAAUGACAUCUUGUUUUUCUCGUGAAUCAUAUUUGGGGUUGGCAUUAACCAUGUGUCAUGGAAAAAAGUAUAUUCUUGAACAAUACAUUUCAUGGCAUUUGAUCGAUCGUUCAUUACGUGAAAAUAACACGAUCGAGGUUAGUGAUAUUUUUAUUAUCGAACGAUUCGAUGAACGCCAUCUGGAUAUGCAAAUGAUUGCAUAUUAUCAAACAAAGUUGAUUGAAUGUUGUGCCAAACAAAAUAUUUUACUUGAUCCAACUAUACAAUUACAAUAUUAUGCAUGCUACCGUCGUGGCUUCAAAACUUACCACUCAAAGGCUUAUUCUCGUGGUGGAAAAGCAAUUAGCUAUCGAGUAUCACUUGUCAAUCUAAAAUGUGUACAUUCAAGAAAGAGAUGUUUUGCUGAUGUGAUGUUUUAUUUCAAAUUAUCCAACGUGUUUUAUGCAUUUGUUAAAAAAUAUCCAUGUGCUGAUCUUAGUUUGGCAGACGGAUUAAAGACAGUUGUUAUUCCACAAAAUUUGAUUGAACGGCUUGACCAUUACUAUGGUCUGUUUAAUGCAAAACAAAAUUCAUAUAAAAUAAUUCCAGUAACUGAUAUUAUUAAUAAAGUGAUUAAGAUGAAUUGGUGUGAUGAAAAUAUUUAUGUAUUUACCGAUGUUGUUAUUGAUUGGGAGCAUGACUGA
Didymodactylos carnosus is the source of this 2460-nucleotide messenger RNA. The record is from the annotation of a GenBank genome assembly. Lineage: Eukaryota; Metazoa; Rotifera; Eurotatoria; Philodinida; Philodinidae.